Messenger RNA from Suillus clintonianus, 1952 nucleotides. RefSeq names its product MATE efflux family protein. Gene Ontology annotation, molecular function: xenobiotic transmembrane transporter activity; antiporter activity. Bases 186 to 1838 code for a protein of 550 amino acids. The record is from RefSeq and is a predicted model, not a curated record. Gene Ontology annotation, biological process: xenobiotic detoxification by transmembrane export across the plasma membrane. The transcript has 15 exons. NCBI's taxonomy places the organism in Eukaryota, Fungi, Basidiomycota, Agaricomycetes, Boletales, Suillaceae. Gene Ontology annotation, cellular component: membrane.
GUUCUGUUCUCUAACGCUUAGAGGUAAGUAUGUGCUUUCAUCUCGCCAACUUUCUCUUACAUAAUUCUUCUUAUAGCGUCUUUCACUUCUAGCUUUCAACAGCGUGUUCCGACGAGAAUAGCAUAUCUGCGUUUUAAAGUGGCAGUACUUGGUUUUGUUGAACCGGAAUCCUGCUAAGUCUCUCCAUGUCCUCGCCCUGUGACUACGCGUUUCUUGCUCAGUUUGCGGCGGCCUCCACGGGGCAUGACGUUGAAGGGCAAACGCAGAAAAAGCUCCUGAACGGAAACGAGGAUGCUAUAACACGAACUGCGUGCGGGGCAGCCCCACAACCCAACACUUUCUUCAUCUCCCCAACGCCAACAGCAAUGGUCUAUCGGCCGACGGAGAAUACUCCUCUACUGUCGCCGCCGAAUCCUCGUAUAGAAGAGGAUGUGGACUGUUCGAACGAAAGGAAUGGUCCCAGUACCUGGGUGAUGUUCCAGGAGGAACUUGGUGUCCUCGCAAAAUAUACGCUUCCCAUUUUUGCAACUCACGUGUUCGAGUAUAGUUUGAAUAUGGCUUCCGUAGUGGCUAUCGGGCACAUAUCCACGAUAGCACUUGCUGCUGCAACAUUAGGUUUUAUGACCGCCAGUGUGUCGGGCUACGCCAUCGUGCAAGGACUAGCAUCUGCUCUCGACACACUUCUCCCUGCGGCAUGGACAUCUAAUCAUCCGCAACUGGUCGGCUUAUGGAGUCAACGCAUGCUUGUUGUGACGGCUGCAACCCUUAUCCCGGUUCUUAUGAUUUGGUUCAACGCUGAAUCCAUUUUACUCCUGCUCAGACAGGAUCCUGAGGUUGCACACCUAGCCGGCGUCUACUUAAAAUGGAGCUCUUUAGGGCUUCCGGCAUAUGCUUUCAACUGCAUUUCUCGCCGCUACUUUCAAUCUCAAGGACUCUUCUCUGUACCGACCAAGAUCAUCCUGUUCAUAGCUCCGAUCAACGCCCUCUUGAAUUACGUUUUUGUGUGGGGUCCUGAGCCCCUCAGGAUUGGUUUUAUUGGAGCUCCAAUUGCGACUUCCAUAUCUCUCAAUCUUAUUUCAAUCUCGUCAGUAAUAUAUGGCAUUUUUUAUGUCGAGAGGACCGCCUGGCAUCCUAUCUCGUGGCGGAGCUUUACUGGCUUGAGCUGUCUCGUCAAGCUGGGACUCGCUGGCGUUGGCCAGACCGCGUCUGAAUGGUGGUCAUGGGAGCUUAAUAACUUGGCCGCCAGUUUGCUCGGUCCUGCUGCCCUAGCUGCCCAAUCCGUUCUGCUUAUCUCAAGCUCCUGCACAUUCCAAGCUCCCUUUGCCCUCUCCUUAGCAACGUCUGUGCGGAUUGGGAACCUUCUAGGAGAGAAAAAGGCGAGGCGCGCCGGUGUCUCUGCGUACGCCUCGAUUGCUCUUUCAGUUGGCAUUGCCUUAGUAUGGAGCACUCUAUUUAUGACGUUCAGGCAGUCAUGGGCUUAUAUCGUUAACAAUGACCCCGAGGUUGUAACACUGGUGGCAUCGAUUCUCCCCCUUGUUGCUGUAUAUCAGGUCUUCGAUGGAAUCACCGCUGUUACUGGUGGUAUUUUGCGAGCACGAGGCAAACAAUUCAUAGGCGCACUUCUUAAUCUCAGUGCUUACUACGUCAUCGGCAUUCCCUUUGGUGUUUGGUUGACUUUUAAGAUGAACAUGGGACUAGUGGGGCUAUGGGUGGGAAUCACAGUUUCCCUCAUUUAUUGCUCUUUCUGGGGCACCUAUCUGUGUAUCACAGCCGACUGGCAGAAAGAUGUGCAGAAGGUUUUGGAUAGGCUUGCUGUUGAGAGCAAGAACGUACACUAGAUUAAGGAACAUACAAAAUCACGCUUCUAAUAUCUAUCAAAGACUUUCAUACCAUAUUGUACAAUAUAAUUGAUACCUGCUUGUUCCUAUAUCCAUCGUGCUGCGGUUUUCGAC